GGGCGGCACCGAGGGCCGGGGGGGUGAAGCAGUCCCAGGCAGGCUGGAGAGCCGCUGAGCCGGGGAGAGCAGACAGACACAGCGGAGAGCUGGUGGAGGGAGGAAGGUUUCCUCAUGCCGCCGGGCUUUACCGGGAAUUAAUCACCUGACGUCCAGCGGACUCUGUCGGUUCCGGAAGGAGGAUAUUACAACACAACAAAAUGCAUCUUUUGGGGAUUUGGACGCUGAUGGCGGCUCUGCAGGUUGGUGUUCUGGCUGAAAAGGCCGAGCCGCUGUCGUCAAGCAAGCUGGUCCCGUUGCCAUGCACGCGGGGCUUCACUCAGGAGGAAUACUUCAUCCGCACGGAGCAGGAGCUGGCCAAGGGACAGGCCGUCUUCAACGUGAGCUUCAUGGACUGCGGGAGAGGGAAGGUGUGGUUCCAGGUUGGAGAUUCGUCCGAUUUCAGGGUGAGUGAGGACGGUACGGUCUACGCCCUGCGCCGCCUUAGCCUGGUGGGGAAGGGAAACGCUGUGGAGGUGGUCUACGCUCGAGACUUGCAGUCCAAACAGGUCUGGAAGACCAGAGUGCACCUCCACGUCCGUCCACAUGGCAACAGCAUUGGACCUGAACAGGUAAAGCCAAGUGAAUCAACACUGACUCAGCGGAUACCAGAGAUCUUGUUUCCAUGGCGCAGCGUGGUUGUCAGGGGCGAUGGCACUCUGAGGCGGGUGAAGAGGGAUUGGGUCAUUCCGCCUAUCAACGUCCCCGAGAACUCGCGAGGACAGUUCCCCGAGGACCUAGUCAGAAUCCGCUCCGACCGGGAUAAGAACCGGAUGCUACGGUACAGUGUGACGGGCCCCGGGGCCGACCAACCUCCCACCGGCAUCUUCAUCAUCAACCCCAUCUCGGGCCAGCUGUCCGUCACCAAGCCUCUGGACAGAGAGCACAUCUCCAACUUCCAUUUGCGAGCCCACGCGGUGGACCUGAAUGGUAAUCAGGUGGAGAACCCCAUUGACAUCGUUAUUAACGUCAUCGACCAGAACGACAACAGACCAGAGUUCACACACACCGUCUUCAACGGCUCUGUACCGGAGGGAUCCAAGCCUGGAUCCUUUGUGAUGACGGUGACAGCAGUGGACAAAGAUGAUCCAAAAACUGCUAAUGGGAUGUUGCGAUACAAGAUCGCCUCCCAGAAUCCCCAGAGUCCCUCCUCCAACAUGUUCACCAUAAACAACAAGACUGGUGACAUCAUCACUGUGGCAGCUGGCCUUGAUCGAGAGAAAGUCACCCAGUACACCCUGAUCAUCAUGGCCACGGACAUGGAGGGGAACCCCACCUACGGCCUGUCCAACACCGCCACCACCGUCAUCAGGGUCACUGAUGUCAACGACAAUCCCCCAGAAUUCACCACAGACACAUUCUUCGGGGAGGUUCAUGAGAACAGGGUGAACGUGAUCGUUGCCAACCUGACCGUGACGGAUAAAGACCAGCCUCACACUUCAGCCUGGAGCGCUGUGUACCGGAUCAUCGCUGGAGACCCCACUGGACGCUUCUCCAUCCCCACGGACCCCACCACCAACGAGGGCCUGCUCACAGUGGUCAAGCCCGUAGACUUUGAGCUGAGCCGUUCCUAUAUGCUGACGGUGGAGGCGGAGAACGAGGUCCCGCUGGCCCGUGGCAUCCACCUGCCACGCCAGUCCACAGCCACCGUGUCCGUACGCAUCCUGGACAUCAACGAGAGUCCGGAGUUCAGCCCCAACCCCAAGUCCAUCAAACUGGAAGAGGGUCUGCCUGCAGGCUCUCUGCUCACCACCUUCACCGCCCAGGACCCCGACCGCUUCAUGAGACAAAAUAUCAGGUACUCCAAGAUGUACGACCCUGCUAACUGGCUGGAGAUUGACCCGGUUAAUGGUCGGAUUUCCACCAUCGCCGUCCUUGACCGAGAGUCUCCCUACGUCAAGAACAACCUCUACAACGUUACAUUCAUGGCCUCCGAUAACGGCAUCCCGCCUGCCAGCGGGACAGGCACCCUUCAGAUGUACUUACUGGACAUAAAUGACAACGCACCUCACGUGUUCCCGCCUGAGGUGGAGAUGUGUGAGAGGCCGGAUCCAAACGCCAUCAACAUCACAGCCAGUGACCCCGACCUGACGCCUAACGCGGGACCCUUCGCCUUCGAACUGGCCAAUCGUCCGUCAGACGUACGCCGCAACUGGACGCUCAAUCGCUUCAAUGGCGAGUACACCCAGCUCCGACUGAGGAUCGGCUCCCUGGCCAGUGGGAUCUACCAGGUACCCAUCAUGAUCACAGACUCUGGCAACCUGCCCAUGUCCAACACGUCCUUUCUGCGAGUCAAGGUCUGCCAGUGUGAUCACCAUGGAGACUGUGUGGACAUGGAGCGAAUCAUCGCCGCUGGACUGGGCACCGGAGCCAUCAUCGCCAUCCUCAUCUGUAUCAUCAUACUGUUAGUGCUGGUGCUGCUGUUUGUGAUGUGGAUGAAAAGGAGGGACAAAGAGCGGCAGGCCAAGCAGCUCCUCAUCGACCCAGAGGACGACGUCCGAGACAACAUCCUGAAAUAUGAUGAGGAGGGAGGGGGAGAGGAGGACCAGGACUACGAUCUGAGUCAGCUGCAGCAGCCUGACGCCCUGGAGCCAGAGUGCGUCAAAGUGGGGAUCAGACGUCUGGAUGAGAGGCCCCUCCAUCACGAGCACCAGUACCCCCUGCGCUCCACUGCCCCCCACCCAGGAGACAUAGGAGACUUCAUCCACGAGGGCCUGAAGGCAGCAGACAACGACCCCACCGCCCCCCCCUACGACUCCCUGCUGGUGUUCGACUACGAGGGCAGCGGCUCCACCGCCGGCUCCCUCAGCUCCCUGCACUCCACCUCCAGCUGCGGAGACCAGGACUAUGACUACCUCGGCGACUGGGGUCCGCGCUUCCGCAAGCUAGCCGACUUGUAUGGCGGCGGUGACGACUAGCACUCUCCACCCCGACCUACAACAUCCCUCCCCCCCCCCCUCCCGACCCCCACCACCACCCCAUCCCACCCUGGCUCCAGGGGCUCAGGGGGGAUGGGGUUAAGGAAAGAGCAUAUUGGGUAAACAUGGGGUAUUGAUUGGCACUUCUGUAUUACCACAGGACAGCUUGUAAAGAAACUCGCUGCCAUGAUGACGGUUGAUGACACUAGGGACCAUUCUGACUCCUGGCCUAGCAUUUCAGGCUAAAGGACUUUAUUAUGUGAGCGCCAGCCCCUGUGCUAACUAAUGUGAGCUGUUGUCUCUACGAUGGCCAUGCUACAGACGCUCAUUUACACUUGAAUCUCACAGUACAGGAGCACUGGGGUCAAAUGUGCCUUUUUGUACAUUCUUUUGAUUGUGUUCAGUCUUGAUUCUAUACGUUGUUUUAAAGCUCCCGGGGUUUGCAACUACAGGACCACUUUGCCAUGAUAAUGAUUGUGUGUGUGUGUGUGUGUGUGUGUGUGUGCGCGUGUGCAUGAGUCAUUUCCACAGAGACACACUGGAUGGACACUCUAAAUGGCAAAGCCUAUUAUGAGACGCCUUGGAUGAUCCUACCAGCAAAAACAUGGCUUUAAUGUACGGCUCUGGGUGUUUCCAUCUCAUUCCGUCUGAAAACGACAACUACACUCAAUACCCAUACAUGUUAAUCCGUCACAGAGGUUAGCAGAAUCAAACAUACAUAUUUUAAUUAGUAACAUACUCCUAAUACUACCACUGACCACUGAAGUCUCCUCUGACCAGAGGGCUUAAUCACAGCUGGUGUUGUACCAUAUCUGUGAAACCGCAGUAAAAGGUUGGGCUCAUUUCGCUGCAUUGCUCCACUAUUAAUGCGAUCGACUGCCCGUGUUAACAAGCUGGCCGAGAUCAGACAUGUCCUCUCUGCGCUCCCCCUACCCUGCAGAGACUCCUCAUUCAACAUCACGUCAAAGCUUUGAUUGAAUUGCUCUGAAGAGCGAUUGCCUCUCUUUGCUUUCAACACUCUUUUUUUUUUGUGCCACAAUGAAUUUAAAUGACUUUUGUGUCUGAUUUUGGGAGGUCUGUACAAGCAGAACAUGUUGUUUGUAGCGCAGUUUAAAUAGCGUGUCCUUGCUGCGCUUUCACAAAUGGGACAUUCAAAGUUGUUUUUAUUGCAAGAUGACAAAACACAAAUGCAAAAGUGGUGAAAGACACGGUGAUGAAAUGUGAUUUCUAUUGAUGUUCGUGCAGUAUGAAAGAAAACAAAAAGCAAAAACAGGAACAAAUAAUCAAGACAACAAGCGAAGAAACUAAAUCUGAACCCAUUUCAAAGAUCUGUGAAAUGACAAAAAUCCCGAACAUGAAGGAAAGGAAUUAAGUUUGUAUCUACAGAUGAAUAUGUUUAGUGAACUGUUUGUGAACGGAA
Etheostoma cragini (Arkansas darter) is the source of this 4377-nucleotide messenger RNA. RefSeq names its product cadherin-2-like. Lineage: Eukaryota; Metazoa; Chordata; Actinopteri; Perciformes; Percidae. Gene Ontology annotation, molecular function: calcium ion binding; cadherin binding. Bases 201 to 2957 code for a protein of 918 amino acids. The record is from RefSeq and is a predicted model, not a curated record. Gene Ontology annotation, biological process: brain development; adherens junction organization; homophilic cell-cell adhesion. Gene Ontology annotation, cellular component: postsynaptic density; intercalated disc; lamellipodium. The transcript is spliced from 16 exons.